Neoarius graeffei (lesser salmon catfish) is the source of this 1508-nucleotide messenger RNA. RefSeq names its product transmembrane protein 275-like. Lineage: Eukaryota; Metazoa; Chordata; Actinopteri; Siluriformes; Ariidae. The transcript is spliced from 2 exons. Bases 503 to 1078 code for a protein of 191 amino acids. The record is from RefSeq and is a predicted model, not a curated record.
AUGAGAUGAGAUGAGACUAGAAUCCCUCAGUUUAAACAAGUACUUCUUUUUUCAGCAAGUAAGCCACCUUCCCCUCAAUUUGUCUUCUGAGAGGGAAAAUAUCUGUUUCUUAAUGUAAUAGACAUUUUUAUUUAUAACAUAAUGCUUGAAGGACAGCGCAGUGUGCAGCAGGUCGCAUCACCACCUUACAGAUCAGGGAUCCUGGGUUCAAUUCUGUGCUCGGAUUACUGUCUAAUGUGUGGAGUUUCUCCCCAUGGUCAUGUGCGUUUCCUCCCUCUGUCCAAAAAACAUGCAGGUAUGUCGAGUGGCUGUGAUAAAGUACUGCUCGGUAGGUAUGUGCAUGCAGGAACUGAUGUCCUAUCCAAGAUGAAUUUUCUCUUUCUCCUUGGACACUGUUCCUCGGAUGGACUCUGGACCUGUCAUGACCCAGACCAGGAUGGAACAGUUGCUGAAGAUGAAUUAAUAUACCUCGAAGAGAAAGUGAGGAGACUCCACAGGGACGAUGAUUUGCACUGAACAAGACCCGCAUCUGACCGCAGCGAAGAAGACGCGAUCCCUGCGUCCGUACAGCCAUCCGUCCCCGUCUCUGUGCUGCGCCUGUGGACUUUGCAUCAUGUUGGCUGGGAUCAACAUCACUCUUGUGGGUGCUUUCGGCUUUGCCAAGUUGCUGCCCGCAAAUAACCCACCCAUCAUCAUUGGGCCCCUCCUCCUGCUGGUGGCGCUGUCAUUUUUUGGAGUGUGUUGCAUGUUUAGUCGCCAGCCUUCCGCCUCCUCUUCUCAUGCCAAUGGAAGACCAGACCACUGGGGCUUAAUGAGGAUGGGUGGAGCUGCCUUUGAAAUGGAGACCAGUGAGCCCACGCUGCAGGACACCACAGCCAUUCAGCUCAGCCCGACUAACACUCUAUGCUCCUCCCACCAUUCUAGUUCCACUCACCUACCUGCUGUCAUGCUCCACCCGUUAGAGAUUGGUAACCUUCCAAAUGGAAGUCAUUCAUCUUGUCAGUUGUCACCAAGAGAAGAUAUGAUUCUGCUUAGCUCAUAUGAGAUACAAAACCUUGGCUCAUCUACGCGAUACUGAAUCAUCUGGUCUGCAAGAAGCAACACUUCCUGCACCAUCCUUUGAAAGUCUUGACAGCUUAACACGAUACAAUCAAUGCUCUACACACAAAGACCUGCUUCCACUUGGCAUGUCAGAUCAGUCUCACUGUGGACAUUACUGUAAAGACAGAAGCUCAUCCGUCCAUCUGACACUGUGGAAAGGAAAACAAGACUUCUACCUCAUCCUGAUGAUUCUCAAUAAAAACAAGUGUUUUUAUUGAGACGUGCCAAAUGAUCAUCUCGUUUCACUUGUUUUAAUGAAGGCCUUAUCAGUGUUGAAUCCCAAACCAAAACGAUGCAAUAUUCAAAUGAGUUAUCCAAAAUGAUGAAAAUUGAAGAGACAACAAUCCAAAGUAUGACACAAAAUCAACAGAACAGUUUGAAAAACAUUUUGCUACGACCAUCUCUGU